GUGGUUCGGCGGUGUUUAAGAAAUUGGUGUAAUUUCCCAUUUAUUUUAGUUUUCUAAAAUGUCCGACGAUGAAGAGCUGCAAAAAUUGGUUUCCAGCUAUAUCAGCAACGUGCGUGCCAAGUUCGAAUUGGAUGCCAAGUCGACUGAACCAUCGGAGUCUUCCGGCGACGAAGACGCUGCUGAACCGGAAGAUGGCAUCAAGAGGGAGGUCGAGAGUGAUGAUGCGGUCAGCGAUGCCGAAAGUACACCAUCGGAGGAGGAGGAGGAGAAACAUGUGCCAACGAUGGACGGACUGGGCAAGAAUAAGGCAGCGGAUAGUUCUGACGAGGCCGAAGAGAAGGAGAUAAAGAAACUGGACAGCGAUGGACCGGAGGCGGCGGCAGACCUGGCGAAAGCAUUCAACGAGCUGGAAGAGAGCGACAUCCAGAAACCGAAAACGGCCAAAGAGCGUGAGCUGAUGUCGAUCGUUUUCGGUGGCAAAUCGGAAUUCGUGUCCCAGCUCACGGAACAAGCCACCGAACGGAAGGUCAAACGGAAACGCAAGCAGUCGCAACCGAGUGUGGAGGCGCAAUCGAGCGACGAAGAAGACACUAAACCAGUUGAACGAUCGGCCGUUUGGCAGGACUCGGACGACGAAAACGAUGACGACGUGAACGACCCACAGGUGAAGCGGAACAAGUACGUCCGCGAGCAGGGCAAGCUGACGUACGAGCGGCGAAGGAAAAAGUUCGAACAGAUCGUCGGCAAUCCCAAGUGGGCCGAUCUGGACCGUGUACAGGAACCGGAUUCGGAUGAGGAGAUCCUACAAACGGUCGGUCACGUGGUGAAAAGUCAGCGAUCAACGGGUGACCUACCGAAAGAGAUGAUCGAGCUGAAGGUGCUGCGAAGAUUGAAUCGAGAAACAAAGCAGGAAGGUCCGAUCCUCUCGAUCUGCUUCCAUCCGACGUCAAUGGUGGCAAUGAUUGCUGGAAAAGCCGGCAUGGUAUCUAUCGUGGCGGUCGAUGGCGUACGCAACGAGAAGCUGCAUACGAUCGGUUUACCCAAGUUCAACCUCGUCUGCGCCCAGUUGACACCGGACGGUAAUGAGGCGAUCUUUGGCAGCAAGCGGCGGUUCUACCACGUGUACAAUCUAAUCAGUGGUCAGAGCGAUACACUACCUAUUCCGUACCAGGAGAACUGGUCGAUGCGCGACUUUCGCAUCUCGCCAUCCGGCCAGUAUCUGGCCUCGAUCGGUUUGUGCGGCGAGGUGCAUCUUCUCAGUGCGAAAACAAAGGAACUGCUGCGCUCGAUCCAGCUACGGUACACUUGCACGGCACUCGCUUUUACGCCCGAUUCUCGAUACCUUUUCUGUCACACCUGCGAUUCCGAGGUGUACGUUUACUCGCUCGACAAGCAGUGCAUCGUGAACGUGUUCUACGACGAUGGUUGCGUUAACGGUUCAUCGAUUGCACUCUGCCCGAACGGGCAGUACGUGGCCACGGGCAAUGAACAGGGCAUUGCAAACAUCUAUCAGCUUGAUGCAACGCUACAGCAGAAGACUCCGGUACCUCUGAAGACGAUCGGGAACUUGACGACUUCCAUCGGAAGCCUCACAUUCAAUGCGACCUCGGAACUGUUGGCCAUUGCGUCGCCGGUCGUCAAGAACGCGGUGCGGUUGGUUCACGUUCGCAGUGGAACGGUUUUCCGAAAUUUCCCCACACAAAACUCAAGCCUGGGAUGCGUGACGUCCGUUCAGUUCUCGCCCUCCGGAGGCUAUUUGGCGAUCGGUGAUCAGAACAGCUUCGUUUCGUUGUUUAGAGUUAAGCACUAUCAGAACUACUGAUAAAGUAGCCAGGGGGACGAAAAGGAAGAAAUAAAAAGUUAUCGAUGUGUACAACGGA
Anopheles aquasalis is the source of this 1880-nucleotide messenger RNA. It is a transcript of the gene wcd, whose product is annotated as U3 small nucleolar RNA-associated protein 18 homolog wicked. Lineage: Eukaryota; Metazoa; Arthropoda; Insecta; Diptera; Culicidae. Gene Ontology annotation, biological process: rRNA processing. The record is from RefSeq and is a predicted model, not a curated record. Gene Ontology annotation, molecular function: protein binding. Gene Ontology annotation, cellular component: small-subunit processome; Pwp2p-containing subcomplex of 90S preribosome.